Messenger RNA from Staurois parvus, 586 nucleotides. The record is from the annotation of a GenBank genome assembly. Lineage: Eukaryota; Metazoa; Chordata; Amphibia; Anura; Ranidae.
AUGAUUGGGAGGGGAUUGGAACGCCUGAAUCACAUGAUUGGGAGGGGAUUGGAACGCCUGAAUCACAUGAUUGGGAGGGGAUUGGAACACCUGAAUCACAUGAUAUGGAGGGGAUUGGAACACCCCCGAAUCACAUGAUAUGGAGGGGAUUGGAACACCCGAAUCACAUGAUUGGGAGGGGAUUGGAACACCCGAAUCACAUGAUUGGGAGGGGAUUGGAACACCCGAAUCACAUGAUAUGGAGGGGAUUGGAACACUUGAAUCACAUGAUAGGGAGGGGAUCGGAACACCUGAAUCCUAUGAUAUGGAGGGGAUUGGAACACCUGAAUCACAUGAUUGGGAGGGGAUUGGAACACCCGAAUCACAUGAUUGGGAGGGGAUUGGAACACCCGAAUCACACAUGAUUGGGAGGGGAUUGGAACACCCGAAUCACAUGAUAUGGAGGGGAUUGGAACACCUGAAUCACAUGAUAGGGAGGGGAUCGGAACACCUGAAUCCUAUGAUAUGGAGGGGAUUGGAACACCUGAAUCACAUGAUUUGGAGGGCUGGCCCAUACUUUUGGCAAUAUAAUGUAUUUAUUGAGUUA